GAGGCAGAGGCGCGGCUGGAUUAUACAUCAUCCAGGUUGCUGGUGGCGCUCCAGACUAGGACGACUGAAUAUUGGGGGAGGAUGACGGAGGAGGGGGGAUCCCCCUUGAGCGGAAGAAGUCGUGCAGAGCCCCUGGCGCUGUAAGCCACGGGGACGCAGCAUGGAGCCAUCCUCGCAGCGCCUGGUGCAGCCCCCGCUGUAGGUGUCCCCAGCAGGCGGGCUGGAGAUGCUGGGAGUGAGCCGGACAGGGCUGUUGACCCUGGGCCCGGAGCUGCUGGCCCUGGAGCAGCAGCUGCACAAGUUGCUGGCGGAAAAACAACCGGCUUCGCUCAGCUGCCGGCCUCCCUUCUGGGCUGCACCGCCUCCAGAGCCUCCGCCUGGGCAGCAUCCGCCUCCCCCCACCACCAUGAUAACCCCUUGGAGGAGGUUGUAGGUGUAAAGUAAAGCGUGCUGUCGAGUCGAUUUCGACUCCUGGCGCCCACAGAGCCCUGUGGUUGUCUUUAUGAAAAACAGGGGAGGAGCCCUGCUGGAGCAGCCCCCAAAGACAUCCAGACCAGAAUCUUGUUUCCAGCCUUGGCAAGUUCGGUACUGCUGGAGAAUGAAGUUUAGAAUUCUUGUAUCUUGGAGGGAACUUCAUUACUUCAAUCCUACUGGAGUUAGCAAAUCUGCCUUCAUUAAGUUACCUAGUCCUCUGUGAUAACAAGAUGCAGAGUGUUCCACCCCAGUUGGCACAGAGAGCUCAGGAAAGAGGAGUUUCAAAUAAUUCUGGCUGCCAUUGGAUAUUCUGUGACCCCAGCUUCUUGGGGCAACUUGCCCUCUUCAACAGCGUACCUAGCACUGCCCAGACGAUGUGGUUGCAUGAAGGCUUUGGAUGUGCUCUGGAGAUGGGAUUCAAUUACUCCAACUCGUGUGACAACAGCUCUGGAUGCCAGGAAAAGCAGCAGAAGGCCCUACAGGAUCUCUGUACAAUAACAAUUACAUCCUCUGGCAGCAAUUGUAAGAGCUCUCCCGCCUUGUCAGCUGCUUUCUUGGGAAUUGUAUGGAUUUUUCUUACUGGUGGAGUCCUGCUUAGUUUCUUCUUUCUCAUCUUCACAAUUCACUUCAGAAAGAAUAGGAUUGUGAAGAUGUCUAGUCCCAACCUAAACAUCAUGACUCUUCUGGGCAGUGCCUUGACUUACAGUAGUGCUUACCUCUUUGGGAUUGAAAAACAGAAUCCAUUAACCAGACAAUCCAUGGAGAUGCUUGUUCAGGUGAGAAUCUGCUUGCUCUGUAUUGGGGGCUCCCUGGCUUUUGGCCCCAUCCUGGGAAAAAGCUGGCGGUUAUAUAAAGUGUUCACUAGGCAGGUUCCGGACAAGAGAGUGAUUAUUAAAGAUUUCCAGCUGUUAGUGAUGGUAGCAGUGUUAGUGCUGGCUGACAUUAUCCUGCUUUUGACAUGGAUCUUCUUAGACCCAGUCCAGUGUCUCCAAAGUCUUAAUGCAGAUCUGAAGGUAACUGAGAAAGGUCUGACUUGCACAGUGAACCAAGGAUACUUCUGUACAUCUUUGUAUUCUGAUCUUUGGCUUAUUCUCUUCUUGGGAUUUAAGGGUAUCCUGUUGAUGUAUGGGGCCUACCUUGCUGGUCUGACAGAUGAUGUCAGCUGUCCACCAGUCAAUCAGUCCCUGACGCUCAUCAUUGGGAUAACGACCAUUUUCCUCUCUACUGGAAUUAUGCUGGUGGUGAUUCGGUUUUUCCACUUAUGGCACAACCUGGUCUUUGGAUUUAUCUCAGGAGGGAUCUUGGUCUGUACAGCUACAAUCAACUGUUUGAUCUUCAUUCCACAGCAGGUCAGACAAUGGAAAGCUUUUGAAAACCAGAAAGAUGACAUCAGCAACAUGGCCAAAUAUUUUACCAGUUCCAGCAAGCACUUCCACUCCACAAUGUACAGCGAUGAGGAGAUCUACCAGUUGCUAGGGGAGAAGAAUUCCAUGAUGCAGCUGCUUGUAGAGAAAGAUACAGCAAUUGCAAGCCUUCAGGAGCAAGUGAACAGUGCUAAGGAGAAGCUGAUGAGACUUGUGGCUAUGAAAGAAAACGACAAUGCUGCUGACUGCCCAUUUCCUUCUACUGCUCAUUUACUGCAGGGUCACUCUGUAACCAGUUGCUCUCCCACGACAGCUGAAAGCCCAUCAAGAGAUCCUUCUUCAUCUGGCCAGGAACUAAAGUCAUGGCAAUAUCCUAAGCUCUCGCAUUCACAGUGUGAUCCAGGAUCUAUUAGUACAAAAAGUUGCAUUAGUUAUCUGGAAUGUAGAAGUCAAUGGAAUGUACCACCAGAGAUUGCUUCCAGGUACAGACUAUUGAACAGAUCAGAGAAUAUUGCAGAUCACUCAAGUGCCAAAGAUGACCAAGGUCAAUGGCUCUCCCAAUACACCACCACACUUAGCAUGAACACACUACAAGAACCACUUGGACAAAGUUCUCCAAAGUUCUCUUCUCUGAGUAGGGAAACAAAGCAAUCACUGCCUUUACUUCUGACCAAAAAGCAGCUCCCAGGAAUCGGCUAUAUGAAUGGUGGAAAGCUUCAGGAAUCCUUCCAAGAGCUGGAUAUGAACCACAUUACUGUUAUGCAGGCUUCCCCCAAAGGGUAUGAACAAAGUCCAGAUUGUGGAAAGUACAUGGUGUGGCAGCCCCAGGAGAUUCAGGAAGACAAUUUUACUAAGCUCCAUCCUUUUAAGACAAGGCAGGAGGAGACAGUCUCCAUCCCUCAGUUUGGCUCUUUGGCUCCUGAAACUUGGUGUUCUGUGAACAAAGCAGCCAGAAGAACUCAAAGCAGCGGUCCUGGAUUAACAGAACUUCCUUGGGCUGCAGCAAGUGACAGUAAGGAUGGACGUUCUUUGCAUCAGCAGCCCUCCGUCUCAUUGUCAGUGCUUAAGAAAAUGCUUCACUACAAGGCUGAAACCUGGUCUGAAUGUUCAAGUAAUGAAGGGCAUGGCUGGUUGUUAGACAAGCACCAAGUGGAGAAUUGUGGGUCCACACUAUAUCCUACCAGCCCUAAGGACCUCCAUCACAACCAGAGUGUUCUGAAACACACCAGAUUAGAUUCAGGACUCGUUUGUCCGGAUUCUGGCAGCAGCUCCUCUGGGAGUCUGAUCCAUUGCCACCAUAGACAGUACUGUGAAGUUUGCCACCACACCCUGUCUUCCUCUAGUGACAGCUCCGUCACUGACACAGACCUGGAGCCGGGUAUGGCCCUAGACUACUGUGCAAAACUUUAUGGCAAGCCUCAGCCCAUUGUUAACUUCAAUGAGGAUUUGGAGCCCACCUAUGUGUAAAUGUUUGGAAAGUUCAGAAAUAUGAUAAUGGUGGUGGUGAGAAAAUGCUUCCCCUCUCCAGAACUGAAGUGGGAACUUUCCCUUCUCAUGUUGGCCAUUCCCAAACUCAUUAAAAAAAUUUCUAUCCAUCCAAAACACACAUGCCUUUUUUCUUUAAAAACAAACAAGAAUUUCACUGUGUGACCAAAAAAAAAAAUCCCUUCCCCUCAAAUCCAGAAACUGCCCACUAAUUGUGACUACUUAUACAGUACUCAGUAUUUGCACCUAUGGAUCUGCCUGCAAUAUCAGUUACCAGAGCUUACCAUAGAUUAUGGCUGCCAGAUCCUUGGCCUUUGGAAAGGGAUUCAAUUUGCAGAUAAGAUGAAACUGGUAACCUGUGCUUCUGGAUACAUCAAUCACUUGAAUAGCACAAGGCCCAAGACUACUCCCAGACCCUGAAUGUGAUAUAUCCAGGUUUCACCAAAAACCUAUAAGGAACACAUACUACCAUAAUAUUAGAUGAUGAUAAAUAUCUUUUCUAGUGCAUCAACUGCUAGGAGUGCUUUGAGUUGCAAAAACUCACCAUUGGGUGCAUGUAUAUAGCAGCUGGAUAUGGGGGACCAAUAAAUAGUAUUUCAGUAAAAUACUAAAAUCUGAUAAUGUAGUACAUUUGAUUUACAACAUACAUUGUCAAAAUCUAAAUUUAAAACUUUCUGCUACUAAACCUUUUAAAUAAAUUGUGUUUCUUUAGAACUAAA
This is a messenger RNA of Hemicordylus capensis (graceful crag lizard), 4042 nucleotides long. RefSeq names its product G protein-coupled receptor 156 (gene GPR156). Gene Ontology annotation, cellular component: membrane; G protein-coupled receptor heterodimeric complex. The record is from RefSeq and is a predicted model, not a curated record. Bases 705 to 3305 code for a protein of 866 amino acids. NCBI's taxonomy places the organism in Eukaryota, Metazoa, Chordata, Lepidosauria, Squamata, Cordylidae. Gene Ontology annotation, molecular function: G protein-coupled GABA receptor activity. The transcript is spliced from 11 exons. Gene Ontology annotation, biological process: gamma-aminobutyric acid signaling pathway; G protein-coupled receptor signaling pathway.